CUCGAUUGUUUUGCGUUUCACCAUGUCUUGACUUUUGAUGUGUUGCAGGUCUAAUUUUGGGUUUGCAUGGUUUUCUCAUGGACAAAUUAAAUAUUCAAUGAAUAAUGAUAGAGAGGAAGCUUGGAGGGGGUUAAGUAAUUUUGGCUUAUAAAUAGGACCUCUUCCUUUGCUGCUGAUAGAUGUGCCUCAGUGCUUGGUGUUCUUCGUGUUGUGUUUGUUGAGUAUUGUAAUAGCUACUUGUAGCAAUUAAGCUAAUAGCUAAGCAGGCUGCAAAUUCUCCUUCGAGAACAAUAUUCUUCUUCAACGUACGGUUUAGAAGUUAGGAGAGUAGACAAAAUGGCAGGGGUGUCAGUAUCGGAGGUGGCAAUUCAAGGGCUUAAGAAGCUUCUCAGUGAGAAGGAAGACUUGGAUGAUGUGGCAGCAGGUGCCAAAAUUGAGAAGCUGACACUUGAGUUGCAAGGCCAGAAAUCUCAUUCUUCUGACCCUGCAGUUCAAGCAAUCACAGAUGGCUUCACUGACUUCAAGAUCAACCACUUCGAAAAGUAUCCAGAUUUUUAUAAUGAACUUGCCGAGGGCCAGAGCCCCAAGUUUCUGGUAUUUGCAUGCUCAGACUCCAGAGUAUCCCCAACGUUUAUCCUUAAUUUCAAACCUGGGGAAGCCUUCAUGGUCCGCAACAUUGCUAACUUGGUUCCACCAUUUAACCAGAUAAGAUACUCAGGAGUUGGAGCAGCCAUUGAAUAUGCUGUUUCAGUACUUGGGGUGGAAAAUAUUUUGGUCAUAGGACACAGUAGAUGUGGUGGUAUAAAGAGGCUUAUGGAGCUUCCGGGGGAUGGUUCUGUUCACUUUGACUUUGUUGAUGACUGGGUACAAAUAGGUUUACCUGCCAAGUCCAAGGUUGUAGCACAGGGUGUGCCAGCGGAUCAACAAUUGGAGGCUUUGGAAAAAGAAGCAGUAAAUCUGUCCCUGGUAAACCUACAAACUUAUCCUUAUGUGAAAGAGAAAAUUUCAGAGAAAAAACUAGCACUCAGAGGAGGUUACUAUAACUUUGUCAAUGGAUCUUUUGAGCUCUGGGAGUUGAAAACCUGCAUCUCACCCCCUAUCAUCAUAGAAUAAAAUUAUCUACGUUUUGGAUGUCAAUGGACAGCUUCUGUUGGUUUCUUUCGUAAUAGAACUUUUUAUUAUCAAUAAUAGGACGUUAAAUGCUCAAUAUAAGCUACCUAAUUGAAUAUGGUCGUGUUUUCUUUAAUAGACGUUUUUCAUAUAAGUGUACUGCCUCAGUGAAUAAGGGCUAAUAAAUAAAAGCUAAAGUAGUUCUUUUGUGUGCAUGCUUAUGCAUAUUAAUUGUAUGUGAAAAUUUGUAUGUACCUUUUUUUUUUAGUUUUUUUUUUUUUUUCACUUUUAUGAAGAAGAAGAAAAUGGCAAUAAAUGAAGAAGAGCCAGCCC
Messenger RNA from Ziziphus jujuba (common jujube), 1443 nucleotides. Its product is annotated as carbonic anhydrase 2. Gene Ontology annotation, biological process: carbon utilization. The record is from RefSeq and is a predicted model, not a curated record. NCBI's taxonomy places the organism in Eukaryota, Viridiplantae, Streptophyta, Magnoliopsida, Rosales, Rhamnaceae. The coding region runs from base 337 to 1113 and encodes 258 amino acids. The transcript has 9 exons. Gene Ontology annotation, molecular function: carbonate dehydratase activity; zinc ion binding.